GAGAGGUUUAUCUGUUUGUAUGGCAAGGGAAGUCAGAUGAGAGUGCGAGAGGGUUUGGAGGGGAGCCAAUAUCUGAGUUCUGAGGGCAACUUGUCCUUCUGAGGCAUUCUUCACCUAACAGAGCUUCAAUGCUGCUCCUGCUACUUCUGCUCUUCAAGAGACUUCUCUGCUAUGGAGCAAGCACAGUGGCUCCUCUGCACCUAGGAUUCCAUCAUCCAGCAUCAGAAGAGCCCCUCUCCUACUGCUUCAUCCAGAUCUCCUCCUUUGCCAACCACAGCUGGGCACAAACCCAGAGUUCAGGCUGGCUGGGCGAGGUGCAGACUGAGGUCUGGGACAGUGUCUUGGGCACCAUCUGCAUUCUGAGGCCUUGGUCCCAGGGUAACUUCAGCAAGGAAGAGUUGAAGAAUCUCCAGGCACUAUUGCAGUUGUAUUUGCAUGGUUUCACUAAGCAAAUACAGGCCUUUGCCAGUCAGUUUCAGUUUGAAUACCCCUUUGAGCUCCAGAUAUUAUCUGGCUGUCAAAUGCAUGCUGGGAAGGCCUCAGGAAGCUUCCUAUAUGGGGCAUAUCAAGGAUCAGAUUUCCUGAGUUUCCGAGGAAAUUCCUGGAAGCCAUCUCCAGGAGCAGGGAGUCAGGCUCAGAACGUCUGUAGGGUGCUCAAUCACUACCGGAUUGUUAAAGAAAUUGUGCAGAACCUUCUCAGUGACACCUGCCCUCGAUAUCUGGCAGGCCUCGUUGAAGCAGGGAAGUCAGAUCUGGAACGACAAGUGAAACCAGAGGCUUGGGUGUCCAAAGGCCCCAGUCCUGGUUCUGGCCGUCUGCUGCUGGUGUGCCAUGUCUCUGGUCUGUGGAUGCGGGGUGAGCAGGAGCAGCCAGGCACUCAGCGAGGUGACAUCCUGCCCAAUGCUGAUGGGACAUGGUGUCUCCGAGUAACCCUGGAUGUGGCGGCUGGGGAGGUGGCCGGCCUGACUUGUUGAGUGAAGCACAGCAGUCUAGGAGGCCAUGAUCUAAUCAUCCACUGGGAUGGAUACUCCAUUCUCCCGAUAUUGAUCUGUUUGACUGUAAUAAUUACCCUGGUCAUGUUGGUUGUAGUUGACUCAUGGUUUAAAAAGCAGAGCUCAAAUCAGAACGUCAUUUCUCCCCAUGAACCCAAUCCUGUAUUUUCCGUAAGAGCCAACAUUCAAGACCCCAGGAGUCCAGGACAUCAGCUCUGCUUGACACAGGAAUUGUGGAUCAAAAACAGGUUCUCGAAGAAUUGGAAAACAAGCCUAAAGCAACUCUGGUGACAUUAAUUUUACCUUACACAUAUAAUCGUCUUCUGCUUCUUCUCAAGGAUGAUUCAUACCU
This is a messenger RNA of Ceratotherium simum simum (southern white rhinoceros), 1344 nucleotides long. RefSeq names its product T-cell surface glycoprotein CD1e, membrane-associated. Gene Ontology annotation, biological process: antigen processing and presentation, endogenous lipid antigen via MHC class Ib; immune response; antigen processing and presentation, exogenous lipid antigen via MHC class Ib. The record is from RefSeq and is a predicted model, not a curated record. Gene Ontology annotation, molecular function: exogenous lipid antigen binding; lipopeptide binding; endogenous lipid antigen binding. NCBI's taxonomy places the organism in Eukaryota, Metazoa, Chordata, Mammalia, Perissodactyla, Rhinocerotidae. Gene Ontology annotation, cellular component: external side of plasma membrane.